GACCGUCGUUUGAAGAGCCGUUUCCUCUCUCUGAGUCUGAUAUAUAAAACAUGUCGUCGACAUCAGUUUGCUGCGUUGUGAUUUUUAUUCAAUCUCAUCAUCGUCAUCGACGACCCACACAACACAAAUCAAAAUAUAUAAAGAUAGAGAGUGACUGAAGGAGAGCAAAACAUGGCGAUUGUUUCCGUCUCUAACUCUUUUCUCACCUUCAAUUCUCCCAAUCAGCUCCGAUUUAACCGGAGAGGAGUCUCAGCCAUGGCUUCUUCAGCUACUGGAGUAAGAGUCGCNAUGGCUUCUUCAGCUAGUGGAGUAAGAGUCGCAGAAGGACAAGGCAAUUUGCCAAAACUCGUCCUCACUUCUCCUCAGAACAGUGAGGCUGAGAUAUAUCUCUUUGGAGGAUGCAUAACAUCUUGGAAAGUUGCGAGUGGUAAAGAUCUUCUUUUCGUCAGACCAGACGCUGUCUUCAAUAAGAUUAAGCCCAUUAGCGGAGGGAUUCCACAUUGUUUUCCCCAGUUCGGACCUGGACAAAUUCAACAGCAUGGGUUUGGAAGGAACAUGGACUGGUCUGUUCUUGAUUCCGAUAAUUCUGAUGACAAUGCCGCUGUUACUCUUGAGCUCAAGGAUGGUCCGUAUAGUCGAGCCAUGUGGGACUUUGGUUUCCAGGCUCUAUUCAAGGUCAUUGUUGGCGCCGACUCCCUUUCCACCGAGCUUAAGAUAACCAACACAGACAAUAAAGCUUUCUCUUUCACCACUGCCCUUCAUACUUACUUCCGUGCUUCUUCCGCUGAGGCAUCUGUGAGAGGACUAAAGGGUUGUAAAACUCUCAAUAAGGAUCCUGACCCUAAAAACCCAAUACAGGGUAAAGAAGACAGAGAUGAAGUCACUUUUCCUGGAUUCUUGGAUUGCGUCUAUCUUGAUGCUCCUAAUGAAUUGCUGUUGGAUAAUGGCUUGGGUGAUAAAAUAAUCAUCAAAAACACAAAUUGGUCGGAUGCGGUCUUGUGGAACCCGCAUACUCAGAUGGAGGCUUGUUACAGAGACUUUGUGUGCGUUGAAAAUGCAAAGCUUGGGGAUGUCAAGCUAGAGCCAGGACAGUCUUGGACCGCAACACAGCUUCUCAGCAUUAGUUGAAAACAAUGUACUUUAAAACUUCUGUUAUAAUGUCAGGUUCUUGAGCAAUAAAAGUUUUUAUUCCU
Camelina sativa (false flax) is the source of this 1193-nucleotide messenger RNA. The record is from RefSeq and is a predicted model, not a curated record. Lineage: Eukaryota; Viridiplantae; Streptophyta; Magnoliopsida; Brassicales; Brassicaceae.